Ambispora leptoticha is the source of this 312-nucleotide messenger RNA. Lineage: Eukaryota; Fungi; Glomeromycota; Glomeromycetes; Archaeosporales; Ambisporaceae. The record is from the annotation of a GenBank genome assembly.
GAAUCAAUUAUGUCUAAACAAAAAACCGUUGAAACAAUCGGCCGCGAACCAAACUCAGCGGUCGUAUUUCAUGCGCUUCCACGUCACGAUUCUCCCGCCGACCCUAAAGACCUAUCGAGAGAACCUACCAAAGAAGAGCAUUGGCAGGAUAAAGAACAUCUUGUUCAUCCGCCGACUCUCAACGAUCCUAAAGGCAUCGUUGGACAUCUUCAAAAUGAUUGGGAAAAAGAGCAUCCAAAGAAUUCCGCAAGAGAACAUGAACAUGGUGGUACUGAAGAAUCUCAUGAAAGUCCUCAUACUGAAUCGCAUUAA